CGUCGCGAACACAUCAUUUUAAUAUGAAAUCGCAAACACUGCUGUGAGCUUAAGAAAUCCGUUUGCAAAGUACUCGAAUUACACCUAGAAAGACAUACUUAUUGUUUUUUUUUAUUGUUUUUAAAGUGUUGAAUUCAGGUUUUUGCAUUAUUGCUGCUGUAAAAAAAAAAUACAUAAAUUAUAACAAAAAAAUUUGUCUGCAUAAAUUUACGAUUUUAUAUUCAGCCAUCAAGUAUCAAUAACUUACUAUUUAAUAACUUCGCAAUUAUCGGCUAUAUAUUUACAAAAAUAAUUAGCAUGAAAAUCAUUUGAGUGCCUUAGGGGGUGUAAAAUAAUAAGUGGUUUCAUCGGUUGCAGUUGCAAGUGUCUAAUGCAAGAAUUUUUGGGUUUUAUCGCUAUUUUAUGCUACAAAAGCUAAAGUAGCUAAGCCACCUUCCGUUGAAAAUAAAUGUUGAAUUAUUAUUAACUGUUGUUUGAAAACUCUUGUGGGUACAAACGAUUUAACCUCUAAGUGUACCUUAUAAUUGACAAAAAGCGAAAAGGUGCUCAAUAAUAUUUUGGAGUGAAACGUUUCAUUUAAAAACCAAUUUGUUUUCAGUCAUAGAAAUUAAUAUCCAAUCAAUUGCUCAUUCAAAUUUAUCUACGCUUGAACAUAUAGAAAAAAAACAAUUCGCGAAAAUAUGGGGAAGUCCCAAAUAUAUUUGUGUGCAUUACUGGUUACUUUGUUUGUAACCAUUGCAGUUGCUGUAGAUCGAAUUCCAAAAAAAAGGCAAAUAUACCGUGAGCAGGUGUUACCUCACGCGGGUGGUAAAAUUCCAGAUACAGCAUUCGAAACUGAUCGUCUUUUCUUGAAUCGCUUACAGAAGGACGGCAUCUCUGUACCAGAUGGAGUCGUAACAGAGCAACGCAAUCCACAAGUGUAUCAAUAUUACAACAAGAACCCCAGAGUGGUAUUUCAAAUAGCACUCAGCUCAGACGGCCGUUACACUCCCACCGAAGGCAGAUAUCGCCACCGUGACACACCGUCCAUUGAAACCACCUAUCUUUAUCCGCAAAUACACGGGCGAUUAAAUGAUGCAUCGCCAUCAAAAACUGCCUACCCUACAUACAGACAACUGCAAUUGCAUAACACACAACUCAAUCAAGUCAAGUUACAGCCCAAAAAGAAAACGGAAUACCUGGAUAUAACACCCAGACAGAAGAAAGGCCACAGCAAUCCAUUUAGGACGCAAUCAUAUCAAAAUUUUAACAUUAUUAACACUCCUAUAGCGCCUACAUCUUCAGCAGCGUUGCCAGGGAGCGGAAGCAAAGGGGAUUAUUAUGUGCCUGACGUGAGCGCUUCUGCACAUCUAUUCAGUGACUUUGAUGAGCUUUUUAACAAUUUCAAUUUGCAUGAAAAUAGUGCGGCCAUCAAAGGUGGAGAUGCAAUCUUCAGUUCCAAACAUAAAAUCACAGCAAAAAUGUCGAAAUUAAAUCGCGAUCAAAUUAGUGCAUUACUUCAAGAAGAUGAUGAUGAAUCCAUGGAAUCAGGAACUGAUUUUAGUGACGAAAGUGAUGAUAUUUAUCGUCCUGAGUUAGACAAAACCACUGGCAAUGACGAUUCUUCCAGCGAUUCAGAGGAGACCGGAUUGAGUGACGAGAAUGGUGGCAUAGACGAUCAACCUGCACGAGGUGAGGAAGACUCAGGCAAGGUUAUUUGGAGCACACCGAAUGAGUCAUUUGUUUCAAGAAAGUCGGUUAGUAACCACCGCGAAUGCAAAAUUGCAGUAAAUACAGAGAACAACAAAUUUAAACUCUUUGCAAAUAUUAACAAAAUAUAUAUUUUCAAGAUGAAUACGAAAAGUGUGGCAUUGUGCAGCAGCUUACUUCUUGCGCUUGUUUGUAUUGCGGCUUCAAUAGCGGUGCAAGUGGAGACCUACGGUCAUCUGUUUCAUCCCCCAACGGAAGAACAUCGCAGAGAAGAAAAACAAGAUCUUUCGAAAAUACCCGGUGCACCUGGCGUGGAUUAUCCCAUUUACCAUGAAGUGCCCCACACGAAUUUCCAUUGUGCCAAUGUACCAGCUGUUCCCGGAAUGUAUGCAAAUGUUGAGACCGGCUGUCAGGCCUAUCAUGUUUGCCACGAUGGUCGGGAGGGUCAUCAAGGCGCAUCAUUUCUUUGCACCAACGGCACCAUUUUCAAUCAGAAGGAAUUUGCUUGCGAUUGGUGGUACAACGUUAAGUGCGAAGAAGCUAUCAACUACUAUCAUUUAAAUUCGGAUCCCAAACACAAUCCUUACUUCCAAAAGAAACAAGAGCUGGAAGAGAAUCACAAUGAACCUGAACCAUUCUAUAUUCAUGCCUAAAUAUUCGUGUAUUUUUCAUCUCAUUCCAUAUUCAGUUCCAAUUCCUUGUAUAUACAUACAUACGUACAUAUGUACAGCUGCACAAAUAUUCAC
This is a messenger RNA of Anastrepha ludens (Mexican fruit fly), 2435 nucleotides long. RefSeq lists its product as uncharacterized. The record is from RefSeq and is a predicted model, not a curated record. The transcript has 9 exons. Lineage: Eukaryota; Metazoa; Arthropoda; Insecta; Diptera; Tephritidae. Bases 681 to 2342 code for a protein of 553 amino acids. Gene Ontology annotation, cellular component: extracellular region. Gene Ontology annotation, molecular function: chitin binding.